This is a messenger RNA of Ciona intestinalis (vase tunicate), 1343 nucleotides long. The record is from RefSeq and is a predicted model, not a curated record. NCBI's taxonomy places the organism in Eukaryota, Metazoa, Chordata, Ascidiacea, Phlebobranchia, Cionidae.
UUUGUUUAAUCCUACACUUCAUGUAUUAGCAGUUUUUACGAACGGAAUUAUUUCAAAUAAACUGAAAAGCGAGAAAUGGCCAUGUCGAAAGUUGAUCCAAAAAGCACUGUUCCUGGUGUUCCUGGUUCCUCCACCCUUGGAAUCCAGCUGAAGUCGGAGUAUUUAAAUUGUGAUUUGGGGGUAAAUGAAAAAGGGCAGUUUACUGUUAAGCUCGGUGGUGACGCUUUACUGCUAACAACUGCGAUUUUUAGCAAGUGCGACAAUCUAAAAGGCCUAUUUUUGGCUGGAGGCGUGCUCACGGCAACUGUUUAUGCUUUGCGCAAACUUCGAUAUGUUGGGGGCCUUUCUAUAAAGUUGCUGGUGGUGCUAAGUUCGUUAUGACGGACGAACCAGAUCUGAUAAAGGAAGCUCGGGAAAAGUUAAAUAAUGGUUCCUUUUCUGAAGAAUUAGAAAAGAAAACAUUGGCUAUAAUGAAAGAAAACCCGAAAGAAUUUUCGACUAAGGAUUUUAAAAUAGAUUCUUGCCAAGAAAUUGCAAUUGAACAAAUAACUGCGGAUGGAGCCCACAUUUCAAUGAAAGAUUCGAAUGUAGAGCAAUCUGCUAUAGCUGCGGACCAUAUAAAUAUUGGCAGCAAAGACGAAUCUUCGAAAGGUUCUGCAUCCGGCUUUGUGGGUGGAAGUCGUCAGCAAAGGCUGUCCGAGCUAAAUAUGGAUAAUAGCAAAGUAAAGAGAUCGGCCAUCGGCUCGUCACACGUUCACAUCCAGUGAUGAGAUACCCGAUAAAUUCAAAAGCUUUAUAAUUAAUAACCCACAAAUAUAUAGCAGGGGUAAAGUAGAUGUAAAUAACGUAGAUGGCUUAAUGCUUAAAAAGUAAAUAAACAAACAUAUAUUAGAGUGGGGGAAGUUAAAACAUUUAAGCACAUAUUCUCUCUUAUUUUAACACAAAUUUUUAUCAGUAAAGGCGGCUGAACACAGUACCUAAUUCCGCAUGCGGCAGCGAAAUCCGGACAAAACAGACAAAACGGAUGAAUUCCGGAAACUGUGUACAGCCACCUUUAGUAUAGCAGGAAUCGGCUUUGGCACGCGCUUUAUACAGUCGUACGAAUACUGUCGACUAAUCCUGAUGUUACAUUUUUUGCUUUUCGUCAAAUGGGGGACGUAAAAAGAAAUUUUAAAAAUGUCUCACAUUAUCCCCGUGUCCUACUUUACCCCACCCUAAUAUAUGUAUAUAUAUAGUAUGUGUAUGUUCUAAACGAUUGAUCAAUAAUGUGUGCAAACGUAAUUUAAACAACGGUAUAAAUUGUGUGUUGACGUAAUUUCAAAUACAAUACUCAAGAAAAACGU